AUGUCACAAGAAAGCAACAUUGAGUUAGACAUUGAAAUAGACAAUGAAGAAGAUGAGUUCUUGGCUAACAUUGAUUUUCAUUUGAUUGAGGCAGCUAUGAUCUUGCAACAGGAUGAUGAAUCAGUUCCAAAUAAUGUCAAUGAGAAUGAACCGGUAGUUCAUCCUACUGAACAAAAUGAAGAUGUCAGCAACACAAUAAAUAUUGGUAAUCCACGAUUUGUUACUUCAAACACAGAAGUUGUUGAUAAAUUUCUUGAAGAUGGCAUUAAUAAGAACACUAAAGUUAAAACUGACCAAGACAUUAAAUUAUUCCAAGAAUUUUUGGUUUCUGUGGCUGAAAGUAGGCCAAUUCUUCAAAUCCCUCCUGAAGAGUUAUCUGCCUAUGUCAGUAAUUUCAUCUAUGCAGUAAGGAAAAAAGAUGGCCAGGAAUAUGAGCCAAACUCUCUCAUAUCAAAGUUCCAAAGCAUUCAAAGGUUCCUCAAUGUGAAUCAAUAUGGCUUCUCACUAUCAAAAGAUCAGGUUUACCAGAAAUGUAAGCAGGUGUUGAAAGCAAAAACAAAACACUUCAAAUCACAAGGAAAGGGUAAUAACCCAAAUGCUGCUGCUGCCAUAACAUCCGACGAUUUAGAGAAAUUCUAUGCAGCUGACCAGCUUGGUGAAAACAAUCCUAGAGCACUUCAAAAUUCAAUGUGGUUUAUUUGCACCAAUUUAUUUGAUAUGCGGACUGGCACAGAGGUUCAUUCUCUUUGUUGGGGAGAUGUAAAGUUGAUGUCUGAUGAUGAUGGCUCCGAAUAUCUAAUGUAUAGUCAGGAGUGCCAAACUAAAACUAGGACUUGGGCUGAUCCUCGUGAUACAAGAAAAUUAAAGCCAAGAGCUUAUGAAGUUAUUGAAAAUCCGGCACGUUGUCCAGUGGCUUUGUAUAAGCAAUUUGCUAAAAGCCGUCCAGAAGCAAUGUUGGAGCCAAACUCUCCAUUCUCCAUAACUGUAGCUUCUAAUGUACCUGAAAAUGGAAAACUUUGGUAUAAGAAAUGUGCCAUGGGGAUUAACAAAAUAUACAGCAUAAUGAAGGAUAUGAAGCAUGCAGCAAACAUAGAUAAGCCAAAUUUAACACCAUACAGGCAAGUAAUAAAUAAAAAUUGCAUUUAA
This is a messenger RNA of Ruditapes philippinarum (Manila clam), 1146 nucleotides long. RefSeq lists its product as uncharacterized. Lineage: Eukaryota; Metazoa; Mollusca; Bivalvia; Venerida; Veneridae. The transcript has a single exon. The record is from RefSeq and is a predicted model, not a curated record. The coding region runs from base 1 to 1146 and encodes 381 amino acids.